Messenger RNA from Tachysurus vachellii, 1221 nucleotides. It is a transcript of the gene tbcc, whose product is annotated as tubulin folding cofactor C. The record is from RefSeq and is a predicted model, not a curated record. Gene Ontology annotation, molecular function: tubulin binding. The coding region runs from base 44 to 1060 and encodes 338 amino acids. Lineage: Eukaryota; Metazoa; Chordata; Actinopteri; Siluriformes; Bagridae. Gene Ontology annotation, biological process: tubulin complex assembly; post-chaperonin tubulin folding pathway. The transcript has a single exon. Gene Ontology annotation, cellular component: cytoplasm.
GUUAUUUACUUCCUGGUUGAGCAGAGGAAUUGUUUCGAUCAACAUGGAUGAAAUGUCAACGGAUCUGUGUACGGAUGACGCUGUAAAAAUCCCUGAAAGCAUUUUACGCCGUGAUCAGGCGAGAUUGGAAGAAUUAGAGCGCCGCAAACAUGCCAAAGAGAGCCAGGCAGUUACGGAGGAAAAGAUCGGUUAUUUCAGGGCUACCUUUAGCGCCAAAGAGACUGAUGUUCAGGGCUUGAUAUCAAGCUGCACACAAACUGACCAUCAGAAGGUUUUAGAGGAGGCAACCAACAAGAUUCAACACCUCCGAAAAUUCUUGAACGACAGCACGGUAUUUCUCACCCAGUACGAACUGAGACAAGCACAAGAAUCUCUCCAGAAAUUGCAAGGCUCCAUAGAUGAGAAAAGAGCAGAGGUAAUGCCCAAAAAGAAGUUCGCGUUCAGGACCCGUACUGCAGGGGCGAGUCAGCAGCCCUCAGUCACUGCGUCCAGCACUGAAGGAAAACUACACACAGAUCCUGUGGUGGACUCUGAGAUCACUGCUGAACAGUGUUGUUUCUCAAACAUCCACAAUGAAAUAAUAAUCAAACACUCAGAAGAGAUCCAGCAAAGGGAUGUCUUGUUGUCUCACCUGACCAACUGCAAGGUGAGACUUUAUGGCUCCCCGAGUACCGUGCACAUUAAACAUGUGAGCGGUUGCCAAAUCCUCUGUGGGCCUGUGUCCAGUUCAGUUUUCAUUGAUGAGUGUAAAGACUCCACUCUGGUACUGGCUUGUCAGCAGCUGCGAACCCACAACACCACGUUGACUCAAAUAUACCUCCAUGUCACAAGCAGAGCAAUAAUAGAGGACUGUCAUGAGAUCUCUUUUGCUCCUUUUAACUGGACGUAUCAUGGACUGGAUGAUGAUUUUAAAGUGUCUGGAUUGGACCCCAAAAGAAACAAUUGGUCGGAGGUGGAUGAUUUCAACUGGCUUGCUGCUGGAACGCCUUCACCUAACUGGGCUGUAAUUCCAGAGUCUGAGAGAAAAUCUUGCUGGGAUACUGCAGAGCCAACAGCAUGAUCUGGCAUAUAUAUUUUAAAUCUUUGCUUAAAUAAUGAAUCAUAAUAAUAAUAAUAAUAAUGAUAUAGCCAAAUUCUGAUUGCCAUUCUCAUUCUAACAGAUACUUUACUUAAUGAGAUGUCUUAAAAUCCCCUUGUAAAAAUAAACUUGGCUAAGUUAUA